Molecule: messenger RNA, 1107 nt
Organism: Chelmon rostratus (copperband butterflyfish)
Lineage: Eukaryota; Metazoa; Chordata; Actinopteri; Chaetodontiformes; Chaetodontidae
Product: gap junction delta-2 protein-like
Exons: 1
Coding region: 1-1107 (368 amino acids)
Biological process (GO): cell communication
Cellular component (GO): connexin complex
Source: RefSeq, a predicted model, not a curated record
AUGGGUGACUGGUCCAUACUUGGUCGUUUCCUGUCUGAGGUCCAGAAUCACUCUACAGUGAUAGGCAAGAUCUGGCUCACCAUGCUGCUCAUUUUCCGUAUCCUGCUGGUGGCCUUGGUGGGUGAUGCUGUGUACAGCGAUGAGCAGUCCAAAUUUACCUGUAACACCCAGCAGCCUGGAUGCAGCAAUGUCUGUUAUGACACCUUUGCUCCUGUUUCACAUCUAAGGUUCUGGGUCUUCCAAAUUGUGCUGGUCUCCACCCCAUCCAUCUUCUAUAUAGUUUUUGUUCUGCAUACGAUUGCCAAGGAUGAGAAGCUGAAUGGCCGAAAGACACAAGUGGUAGCCCAGAGGCCUCCCAGACAGAGAUGUGGGCAUAUGGGGAAAGAUGGCAUGGAAGGCUUGAGGGUCAGCAUACCUACUUACUGUCCUCAUUACAAGGAGGAAUGGGAUGAAAGGGACAGGGAAGGAGUAGAACAAAGCUUUCUGGAGGAGGAUUAUGGCAAGGUAGGAGAGGACCCAACCCACCAAUCCAACCAGGUUCUGCUCAUCUACAUCCUUCAUGUGUUACUACGAUCUGUCAUGGAGAUCACCUUCCUAGUAGGCCAGUACUUCUUGUUUGGGUUUGAGGUACCUCAUCUAUACCGCUGUGACACUUACCCUUGCCCUACUCGUACAGAUUGCUUUGUGUCACGUGCUACUGAGAAAACCAUAUUCCUGAACUUCAUGUUCAGCAUCAGCCUGGGCUGCUUUGUACUCAAUAUCGCAGAGCUCCACUACCUGGGCUGGAUCUACAUUUUCCGAAUUCUCUGCUCAGCCUGCUCCACGUGCUGCAAUCAAGAAAGGGACACCAUCAGAGUGUACUCAAACCACAACCCUCUCCUGCUGCAGCUCAGGCAUUCUCUGAAGGGCCAGCUGGUUCUGCAGACCCCGGCAGCCAUGGCCCCACAGAAGAGUGGAGGCCUGCUCACACAUGCCCCAGCUAUCUCCUUUGAGACAGACUCAACAGUUGAAUGCACUUCCAAGAGAAGUCCAGAGAGCGGAGACAGACUGAAGGUCAAGCUGGCCAACAUGGCCAGGCUAGGACAAAUUAAGAAGUCUUGGCUAUGA